AUGCACAUCACAACAGCAAGCACCUCGAUCUGGAGAGCCAAGGCUGUUAGUCAGAUUAUCAGUGUCCUGGAAGAAGUAGAUGCCCUUAUGAAUACCCGCUUGAAGAUGGAUUUCGGACUAUCGGAUAUUUUGGCUUCUUCAUUAAACUUUCUUGUCGUUUUCUGGCGCUGGUAUACUGCUGAGGGUAUCAUCUAUCCCUUGUAUUGCUCUGUUCUCUCGAUAAACCUAUGGUUGGCAAUAGCUCAGUUUUCAAUUUUAGCAUCUCUAAUAAACCGCAGGCUAGAAACAGCUUGCGAGGCCUUGGAUGAACUUAAGAUGAGAUCCGAUUCGCCUUACAAAGAUCAGAAGGUCGCCAUACUCUCCGAUGUCCACAACAAGCUCUGCGACGCCGGCGAGAUCCUCCAUACUGCCUUCUCUUGCCUGCUCACCGUAUUGGUCGCUGUCAUCUUGGUCGGAUUGAUUGCAUUUGCUUUCAGCUUUGCCCUUAUUUUGUCAUACUCAUACGUAUUCACAUCAAAGGGAUCAGAAUAUCUUGAAAAAGCAGAUAAAGUUACACUCUUAUGCUUUGUAAAUAGCUUGGCCAUCAUGCACAUCACAACAGCAAGUACCUCGAUCAGGCGAGUAAGGGAUCUUCGUCAGAUUAUUGGUAUCCUCGAAGAAGUAGACGCCAUUUUAAACAUCCACUUGCAGUUAGAUUUCUGUCUGUCAGAUUUUUUGGCACUUUCUUUAAACUUUCUUGUCAUUUUUUGCCGAAGUCAUCGUGCCGGUUAUGAAAUUGGCGAAAUACUUUUAAGUGUUAUUCUCGUAUCAAACAUUUGGUUGGCAAUGUCACAGUUUUCCGUUUUAUCAUCACUCAUAACCAGUAGGUUAGAAGAAGCUUGCGAAACUUUAAAUGAACUCAAGAUGAGAUCCGAUUCGCCUUACAAAGAUCAGAAGGUCGCCAUACUCUCUAAUGUCCACAACAAGCUCUGCGACGCCGGCGAGAUCCUCCAUACUGCCUUCACUUGCCUGCUCACUGUAAUGAUUGCUGUCUGCUUUGUAGGAAUCACUGUACUUACCUUCCAUCUGUAUUCAGCCCAUGAACGCAACGAAAACUUUGAUAUUCGUCUUUUGCUAUUUCAAGAUGAGAAAGUAUUGUUAAUUAUUUCAUUUUUUACCACCAUCUGGAAGAUCGCUGCCUCUUCAUCAGAACUAACUCAAAAGGUUUUCAAUUUACCUAACUAUAUAUACAAAUCUGGUGCAACAUAA
This is a messenger RNA of Nezara viridula (southern green stink bug), 1248 nucleotides long. The record is from the annotation of a GenBank genome assembly. Lineage: Eukaryota; Metazoa; Arthropoda; Insecta; Hemiptera; Pentatomidae.